Molecule: messenger RNA, 3607 nt
Organism: Lytechinus variegatus (green sea urchin)
Lineage: Eukaryota; Metazoa; Echinodermata; Echinoidea; Temnopleuroida; Toxopneustidae
Product: steroid 17-alpha-hydroxylase/17,20 lyase-like
Exons: 12
Coding region: 465-1982 (505 amino acids)
Biological process (GO): progesterone metabolic process; hormone biosynthetic process
Molecular function (GO): heme binding; steroid 17-alpha-monooxygenase activity; iron ion binding
Source: RefSeq, a predicted model, not a curated record
UUUACUUUACUUUAAGUCCAUGAUGCUGUAGGCUUGAGUUGAGUAACUUGAGUGCCUGUUCAUCGAUCGUAGUAUCUCCUCAGGUGUUAGUACAGUAUCCAUGGUAUUAAAACGUAUAUAUACCGGUACUUAACACGAUCACGAGAAAGGACUGUCAGAAGUGUGUACAUGUAUGCUAGAAACUGUGGGAAAAAAAGACAAUACUGGAUUACUGCCUACACUGGCUUAUAGAGCAAAUCAAAAUUCCUUGACCAGUGCCUAUCUAGACGAAUUUUGAAGGAGUUGACUGAAGAGGCUGAAACAACACUGUCAGGAAGACUAUUCCACACAAAUGAUGUUCGUGCAGGGCUGCAGGCUCCACUCCACUUUACUAUACCGUUACACUACGCUAUCCAGGAGGCUCCUGUCUAUCAAUCUAUUUAUCUACUUGUCAGUCUAUCUUUCUGUAAGAGACCAAUGCUAUCAUGAUAGACCUCCUUGGAGAUGCAAGCUUCCCACAGGUCAAUGGAUUGACCAUCACAGCUACACUUGGUGUUGCAGCCAUCUCUCUGGCCUUAUGGACGAUAGUCAGACCUAGGAACUUUCCCCCUGGACCCAGAGGACUCCCUGUCAUUGGGAGCCUUUUCGAUUUAAAUGACAACCUGGAGACAGUGUUUCAGCGCUGGGGCAAGCAGUACGGUGACAUCUUAGGUUUCAAGAUGGGUGAGCACUGGAUGGUUGCCUUGAAUCAUCAAGAGGUCAUUAAGGAAGCACUUCUGAAGCAAAGCGUCCAGUUUGCAGGCCGUCCAAGACUCCCUUCAGCUUAUCUGGCCUCAGGUGGGUACCAGGACAUUGCUUUUGGAAUGUUUGACGACACCUGGAAAAUGCACCGUAAACUAGGUUUCACUGCCCUUAGGCACUUUGCAACAGGAGAACCUCUUCAGAAGCUCCUCUCAUCUACUUUCCUGAAGCUAGAGGUUGAACUUGCUGCAACUGCUGGUCAGCCAGUCGAUCCGAAGAAACUUGUCACACUUCUACUGAACAAUAUCUUUUCUGAGAUGUGCUUUGGAAAGAGUUUUGACAUGCGUGACCCCAAAAUCCUAAGGUUUAUGGAGCUGAAUGAUGAGGUGAAUGAAACCUUGGGGCUGGGAUUUGCUGAGGAUGUUUUCUCUUUUCUGAAGUACAUUCCUUCACAAAAGCGUGAUAUCAUCCGAGGAAUUAUGCGCGAAGUAAAGACUAUCGUGACUGAGAUGAUAGCUGGCCAUAAGGAAACCCAUGUACAAGGUGAAGUAAAUGAUAUCUACCAUCUUUUACUGGAUGCCCAAGCGAAAGCCAUGGCGGAGGAUAAGAACCUGGAGAAAUUGAGCGACGAUCGGCUUCUUUGGACUAUCUUGGAUAUCUUUGGUGCUGGUAUUGAAACCUCAACGGAUACCAUGAACUGGGCUUUAGCAUUGAUGACAGAACACCCCGAGAUCGCAGGCCGGGUCAGGAAAGAAAUUGACGACGUGAUUGGACGUGAUCGUAUCCCUGUCAUUGGAGAUCGCGGAAGCCUGCCAUACACCGAAGCCACACUCUACGAGGUUGUGCGUUUUUCUUCUAUAGCACCUGUCCUUCUACCGCAUGCCACUACAUGUGAAACUACCUUACGUGGUUACACUAUUCCAAAAGGCACAACAGUCUUCAUGAAUGUGCACUCCAUGCACUUUGAUCCCAGGGAAUGGAAAGACCCGGAGAACUUCUGCCCAGAGCAUUUCCUUUCGGAGGAUGGCAAGGUUCGCGAUCACCCAUCGAGCUUCAUGCCCUUUGGAGCUGGACGUCGAGUUUGUCUUGGUGAAGCCGUGGCCAAGGCUGAUCUAUUCCUCAUCUUUACCUGGUUCAUGCAGAACUAUACCUACAGCAAGGUUCCUGGUAAGGAAAAUGAGUGCCUGACCAACAUGAUCCCCAAGUUGGCUGGAGGAAGGGUCCUUCGUCCCUAUGAGAUCGUGAUCAACAAACGAGAAUAGAAGUGAUACCAACGGAAUCUUACAAUCAAUUGCAAUCAGGUUUAGGUAAAAAUCAAUCACAAUUCCUUCAAUCGAUUGAAAAAUUUACAGCAAUUGAAGGUCACGGUCUUUCUACAGAGGAAAGCAUAAAUUAGUUUGUGGUAGUAAAACUUGAUCCAAAGGUAUCACUCGCGUCUUCAACCGAGUUCUACAAUUAAUUGCAAGUCACUUGAAAUCAGUACUAAGUUGUUCAAUUAACUUCAGUUAACAAUGCCUUGAGUCUUUUUUUUCGAAUAAAAUCAUUUAUUUGCAAUUAAUUGCAAAUAAAUCUCUUGUGAAACCCCUGUAUUGGGUGCAGAGCAUACAUGUAUGCUUCACUGAAUUACAAUUACAAAAUAUAUAUAAAAGACUAAUUAGACUAUGGCAAGCCAAAUUAUUGAAAAUAAUUUCUUUUUUAUGCUGAGGUAAUCAGAGAUGAUAACAUAUGACUCUUCUUUGUAUAAAAUAAAUAUGAAAUUAUCUAGAGAACGCAAAGUCAUCCAGAAAAAUUUUCCCAGUUACUUGUAAAGCUAUUAGCAAUCUCCUGCAAGAGGAAUUGCCUUACAAAGCAACCACCUUGAAUAAUUUUCCCCUCCAGAAAACUUUUCUUUCUUUUAUUAUCCAGUUGUAGCUUCUUACAAAGUUCAUAGUUUUUAGAUUUGAAUAUGCAAGUCCUACCAAAAUGGUUAUUUUCUGUAGGAUUGUAAUGGCAUGUGUGUGCUUCAUGGUUAAAAUGGAUCAUUGCACAACCUGUGUUUAGACUACUUCUUAUUAUUCUGUUUUACUUGGUUGUUUAAACAAUGGAUUGGAAUUCGCUGCAGUGUGUACAUAGCAAGGAUAAGCCUAAUAGAGGCAGAAAUAAACUACGUAUCGGAUUAGGCAUACCUGUAAACCCAUAGUCAAUAUAGAGGAACAAAUAGGGUACAGAAGGGAUGACCUUUUUUGGGGGGAGGGACGGAUUUCACCAUAUUUGAAAUUGUGUCAUAGGGAAGCAUGGUGUAAGACAUCCACAAUCAGAAUUUGAUGGGUAUCGGUCGAUUGGGGCUCAAGAUACGGCUAUAUAAAUGCAUGUACCUACCUAGCCUCAUUCAAGUCACUGUAAAGUUGGUCAGGUUCUUAACAGUCAUGGACCAGGCCCAUGUAUACACUGAUUUCAAUAGGGCCUGAGGUCCGUUUCAUAAGGUGUUUGUAAGUUAAGAGCGACUUUAAGAAUGACUGGUGAUCUUUUCUUAUGCACUAUAAAACGAUCACCAAUGAACGUUUUGCUGUAUACCAUUCACCAUAAGAAAGGAUCACCAGUCGUUCUGAAAGUCACUCUUAACUAACUAACUGAUGUAUGAAACACCCAUCAGUUAUGCAUUCGUUUGGAUCAUUAUGAAACAAUUCAUGUCAAAUUAGGCAUGUGGGGAUUUUUUUUCCAAUCAUGCUCUAUUGAAAUACUGUCAUGAAAAUGCUGAAUUGAACAAAAAGAAACUUGAUGAUGUCGCACUUUGGUACUCCACAUGUAUAUGAAGGAAGUAUAUUUCAAAAUGUGAACAUUCCAAAUUCCUGGAUAUAUUUUGUAUCUGCACAGGAGUGUCUUUCUACCAUGGUGUGCUAGAAUUGUA